This is a messenger RNA of Danaus plexippus (monarch butterfly), 9063 nucleotides long. RefSeq names its product E3 SUMO-protein ligase RanBP2-like. Gene Ontology annotation, biological process: intracellular transport. The record is from RefSeq and is a predicted model, not a curated record. The transcript has 12 exons. Lineage: Eukaryota; Metazoa; Arthropoda; Insecta; Lepidoptera; Nymphalidae. Gene Ontology annotation, molecular function: GTPase activator activity; protein binding. Gene Ontology annotation, cellular component: cytoplasm; nuclear pore. Bases 128 to 8596 code for a protein of 2822 amino acids.
UGUGGGCAAAAAUAAUGACGAGGUCCAUUACCGUUUGCCGACGCCGAUGCCGGAUUGUAAUACCACGAGUGUUAGUUUUUCAUGUUUAAGCAAUUAUUUAUAUUGUAAUCAGUGAUCGAUUCUCAAAAUGUACAGAAACAAAAAAGACGUAGACAAACACGUGGAAAGCUUGAUGCAUAAAUUGUCAUCGAAAGACUUCAAAACAAGAGCCUUUUCCGUAGCACGCUUGUAUUAUGAUGUUGGAGAUUAUAGAAGUUGCCAGAAAUAUGUCGAACAGUAUCUUGGUCUCAAAUCCAAUAAUGCAGCAGCUCAUAAACUUCUGGGACAGGCGUUUUAUAAACUUGGAGAAAAAAUGAAGGCUCUUGAACAAUAUACAAUUUCUUAUGAUUUAGAUCCAUCCCAAACUAUAACACUUCUUGAUAUUUGCGAACUUCUGGCUAAUGAGGAGGGAAUUAUGAAUUUAGGUCGUGCAAAAUACUGGUGUGAGAAAGCUGAAGCUAUAUAUCCCAAACAUCCUAUUACAUUCCGACUACGUGAAAGACUUCUUUCUGAUGCUAAUUCAGACCCAGAAGCAUUGGUGAAAUUAUUAAAAACUGAAUUAGAUGCAAGACCAAAAGAUGCAGUACUUCAUGGAAGACUGUUAAAACACUAUUUACAGUCUAACAAAAUAACAGAGGCUUUUGACCAUAGCUGUGAUAUUGAAUUUGAAAAAAACUUCUUCUCUGAUAAUUAUGCUUGGUAUGAAUGUCUUUCUGAAGUAUUGAAAUAUAACAAUCUGAAACAAAACAACUGGUUAUACCAGUUGCUUCUAUUAACAGUCAGAGAAAGACUUUGUGUUUUGAGUUUAACUGAAGUUCCAAAUGCAUCUGGUAAGAAUUUGCUAGAAUGCAGUGAUCUUCUAAAUGCCUAUGAUCAAGCACUAGAUAAUGUUGCCAAGUCUGGGCAUGCUGAAAGUUUUGGUGAAUUUCAUACAAAUAUUUUACAACAUCACAGAGGACAAAUAGCAUUUCAUGCUGCAACAUUGUUACUUAAGAAAGCAAAAAAAAAUCAAACCAAUUGGAGAGAGGUAAAAAAAUUUGUAACACCCUUAAUGUUAAUUGCUUGGCAAACAGUCCCGCUUGAUUUAAAAGUGAACUGGCUAGUACAUGCUCCUCAAAAACAACAAAAUGCAAUAAAAAGGUGGUAUGUGGAAGGAUCAUACAGAUGCUCCCAGUCUGGUCAUUAUUUACUAUCAAAUAUUCAAGAUAAAAGUCAAAUUAUCUUAGAUCAAAUAUCUGAAUUAUGCUCAGGUACGAAUUGGAAAGAUAAACUUUAUGAAACUUUAUUUACAACACCGGAUCAAUUGUCAAAAAAGAACACUUCCUAUUUAGUAUCCAAGUUAAUGACUAGUCCUGCACUAAGGUUGCCAAGGAAGCUUGAAGUUCAGGCAUAUGAUGAUGAUGCACAGAGAGAAUAUCCCAGUAGUCUUCAUCACUUUGUCUGGAUGCUUUUAAAUUAUAAAAAUUAUGCUGAUUUCAAAUGCACUUUGUUUGACAUGCUUACUCCCAAUAUGACUAGCUGUGGACCUGAGACCUUGAACAAAAUAGAUGUCUUAGCUUUCCUAUACAGUACAACAUUAACAACUCGUAGACACAGGGAUCAUAGCAAUAACUUCCAUUCUACAGAAAAUGUAAAACUCUUACCAGCAAAUAUAACAGAUUUGUUAUGUUCCCUACCACAAAUUAAGUGGUGGGACUGUGCUUACAAAUUGAGUCAAAAUGAUUUAGGUUUUGAUCAUACAGAUAUCCGAUCAACAUUGAGUCGUGGUAUUGAAGUUAUAAGAUGUGUUGAUAAUCAUGGUAUAGACCCAGAAUUACUUUGUAUGUUAGGUCGAAUUUUUAAUGAAAUUGCUGAUAAAUCAACUACUGUAGAUGAAAAAUCUAACUAUGAACAAAGGGCAUGUGUUUAUUAUUCAUCUGCAAUUAACUUACUUCAGAAAAUUAAAGGUAAAGUGACACUUAAGUUACCCGAUAAGAAGAUGUUUGACUACCCUCAAAAAGAAUAUGAGCCAAAGGAGUUGAAUAAUUUAUUAGAGGAAAGCAAGCUUUAUGUAGCCCAAUAUAAUUUUAAAGAAGGAGAAUAUGAGAAAGUGAUUGGAUUAUUGUCGAAUUCAAAAUCUCCAGAAGCCUAUUAUCAUCUGAGUCAAACAUAUGUGAAAAUUGCUAAGGAAGAAAAAAAUUUAUCUAAACAUUCAGAAAGUGAUAGCAAAUAUAGAAGUCUUUUAGAAAAAGCUAAGGUUUUUGCUUACAGAGCACUUGAAAAAGUCAAGGAACAGGAUAUGUAUAAAACCAAUUCUCUAUAUGUAGACAUUCAAGAACUUAUUGAAGAUCUAGAAAGUUGUCUCAAUAAAUGUUCAGAUCUUUCAGGAACACUUAUGAAUGAUGAGUCAUCUGAUGAAAAUAUUAGUGAUAUUGUCUCAUCGCGUACUAAAUCUAGUGUUUAUCGAAACAUAAGUUCUACGCCAAAACAGAUGUUAAGACAUCCUCAUAAUGUAAAUGCUACAAAUUAUCGAACUGCAACUGAUUCUCAUAUUUUAGAUAACACGCAACUUGAUAAUUUGGUUUUGGAACGAAUAGAGAAUCAAAUAAAAAAUUUGCAGAAAAGAGACUUCAAUAUUAAUAACUUUAUGGAACAAACCAAGGAUUGGUUUGAUGAAAAUAAGAAAUUGAGCAAUCAAAUCAUGAAUACAAUUAAAACAAAUAUAGAUAACACUACUGAACAGUUCAAACUGCUUAAAAUAUCGGUAGAUCAAGUUAAAGAACAAAUAGACGAGUGUAGAAGUGAAUGCAAGGAUGUAGUUGAUAUGAAGAAACAAAUUGCCGAAUUAAAAAAAGAAGUGAAUAAAUUAAAGAAAUCUUCAUCGGAACAAGGCAUUGAUGAAAGUGAUGUUUAUAAUAUAGAUGAUGACUAUAGAGCCAGUGAAAAUACGCCUUCAUUUGCUGCUCAACUGCCCUUUGCUGCACCACAGCCUUUUGCACCACCAUUCGCUCAACGUAUUGCUCCACCUUUCCCAUUGACGUCUAAUCCAUACCAGUUCUAUGGACAAAAUUUAUAUAAUUUAUACAAUCAAUAUUCACAAAUUGCGCAAUCUUCUACUGUACCUGGAGGGCCGCCUUUAUUUGAUCCCACUAGAGCUCAUAUGAAUUAUCCAGGAGUAUUUCCAACACCAGAUCAAAUGUAUCUUGAUGUCGCACAUCUGGUCCCUCCUACAAUACCUGCAGCUGUUAGUGUACCUCCCGUACAUAAUGUGCCUGCUGUUACUACUGUGGUAUCCACGUCAACUUCACAAUCAUCCGCUGCGAUUCCAACAUCAAAAGCUAAACAUGAAGUAAAAGAAAGUAAUAAGAUCAUUCCAGCAAAUGUUGUGAUUACUUCUUCAGAUCCGUUACCGACAACCAUCUCCGCUCCUGCGCCAGUACUUAGUGUAACAAUACCGCAAAAACACAUUAAAGGAAGUCCUCAUAAUUACCAAAUUUCUAUGCCCACUUCUAAUGUGACAAAGGCAGUACCACGCCCUGUUUUUACUUUUCCAACAACAAAUACAUCAACGAUUGCAGUAACUCCAAUGACAACCAAUUGGAAUAUGAAAUCUAUAUUCAAACCGGAUAAUCCUGUAACCACGUCUACUGCGGCAAAUUCAUCAAAGGACACGUCGACGUGUGUCGUAGAUGGAAUUUUUUCACAAUCCUCUCCAAAUACAAGUCUUAACAAAUCCAGGACCUUAUCAGAAAAAAGUAAUACGUCUGUUGAAAAUUAUGAUCCCUGUCCUGAUUUUAAACCAAUUAUACCAUUACCAGCUGAAGUUAAAGUAACUACUGGUGAAGAAGAUGAAUCAGUCAUUUUCAGUGCUAGAGCAAAACUCUUCCGUUUUGUAGAUAAACAAUGGAAGGAAAGAGGUAUCGGUGAAAUGAAAUUACUCAAACAUAAAGUUACAGGCAAAGUCAGAGUUCUAAUGAGAAGAGAACAAGUACACAAAAUAUGUGCUAAUCAUAUCAUACUACCUGAAAUGGAAAUAAAACCUAUGAAGAAUGAAACCAAGGCGUACUUUUGGGUUGCAAAUGAUUUUGCUGAGGAAACUGUUAUUUUAGAAAAAUUCUGUAUCAAAUUUAAAACGCCGGAACUAGCAAAAGAAUUUUACGAAACUUUUGAGAAAGCUCGAAAAGAGUCUGCAAUUGAUGUAGUGUCUACGGAAAUAAAGACAGUACAACCGACCAAAAGUCAAAUUUCAAGUUCAACUGUUACCGCAGGAACAGACGGCAAAACCGUUGUUGGAGGUUUUACAUUUAGCAGCAAACCAUCUUUUAAGACCGUGACUGAAGAUUCAAACACUCAGCCAAAAGUAACUGAGGCACCAACAACAAAAGUCAAUGUUUUUACCGGUGUUACAUUUAAAACAGCAACUUCAUCACCUUUUUCAAAUUUAAGUACUACUACAAAUUUAACGAACACGGUCAAAACUCCGGAGAGUACAGUUACUUCUAGUAAAUUAAACAACUCUGACGUGGUUGAGGAAUUUGAACCAACAGUUGAUUUUAAGCCAGUCAUACCGCUUCCUGCUUUAGUAGAUCAAAAAACUGGGGAGGAAGAUGAAAUUGUUUUAUUCGAAUAUAGAGCAAAAUUAUUACGAUUUGAUGCUUCAAUAAAGGAAUGGAAGGAAAGAGGCCUUGGAAACAUAAAGCUCCUGUGCCAAAAGGAAAAUAACCAGAAAUUACGAUUAUUAAUGCGAAGAGAACAGAUAAUGAAAGUUUGUUGUAAUCUCUCGGUUACAAAAGAAAUGGUAUUCCAAAAGAUGCCUAACAUGGAUAAAGCAGUAACGUUUUGUGGCAAAGAUUUUUCAGAGGGGGAACUGGUUCCCGAAACAUUCUGUUUGCGUUUUAAAACAGUACAAGCGUGCGACGAUUUUAUAAAUGCUGUUAAGACAGCUCAAUCAAAAAUCGGAGAGGACACAAAAGCCGUUAAGGAGGAGCAAAAUGCUGCCAAACAAAACGUUCAAGUUGGUUUCGGAGAAAAGUUUAAACCACAACCAGGUUCUUGGGAGUGUAAAGAAUGCUUAAUACGAAAUGAAUCUGGAAAAGAUUACUGUUGUGCAUGCAAUAGUCCCAAAGAUCCAACUGUAAAGAAAGCUGAAAACAAAUUAGAGCCAGUAAAUACACCAAAGUUUAACUUUGGCAUUCCAUCUCAGGGCGCACAGACUGCAGUGAAUACGAGUGCAGCUACGACUGCUACCGGUUGGGGAGAUAAAUUUAAAGCAAAAGAAGGCACAUGGGAAUGUUCUCAGUGUUAUGUUAGAAACAAAGGUGCCAAUGAGCGUUGUGUUGCCUGUAAUAAUCCCACAAAUCCAGAUAUUUCAACCUCCAAACCUGAUGUUAAAUUUACAUUUGGAAUCACGCCAAAGACCAAUGAGGCAACAGGGCAAAAUACAAAUAAUAUCCCAAAAUUUAGUUUUGGAAUACCACAAGAGAAAACUGUUAGUUUUGGUAUCCCUACAACAAAAAGUUCUAAUGUAUUCAAAGCUCCUGAGCAAGCUAAAGAGAGUGAUGGUGUUCUCGAUCUAGGCAUUAAAAAACAGGAAGAGCAAAAUAUUAUACUCACUCCAACAAAACCUGCACUUUUGCCAACUCCACAGACAAAUGUGACUCCAUUUGGCAAAGAAAGUGGUACUUUUGAAUUUUCCUUCAACCAAAAAAAUGUGACAAAGGGUAAAAGCCCAGUAAAAUCACCAAAAGAUAAGAAGGACCAUGAUAGUGACGAUAAUGAAUAUGCCUCCGAAGAUGAAGGACAUCAUAUACAUUUUAGUCCAGUUAUACCAAUGCCUGAUAAGAUAAAAGUUGUGACUGGUGAAGAAAAUGAAAUCGAAUUAUAUGGACACAGAGCGAAAUUAUUCAUAUUUUCUGGAUCAGAAUGGAAAGAACGCGGCAUAGGAAUAGUGAAAAUAUUAAAACAUAAAGAAACUGGAAAAUUAAGAGUGCUAAUGCGUCGGGAACAAGUUCAUAAAAUAUGCUUGAAUCACGCUCUUAAUAAAAAUAUUACUUACCAACCGAAAGAUGAAAAGUCCUGGUUCUUUUUUGCGAAUGACUUCAGUGAAGGAGAAAUUCUUCUUCAAAACUUCUGCCUCAGAUUCCAAAACAAAGAGGUUGCAUUACAGUUCAAAGAAGCAGUUGAUAAUGCUUUAAGUGGGAAAUCUGAAACAUCAAAAGUUGAUGCUGAUAAUAAGUUAAAUAAUUCUGAGGAUGUCGUUUUUGUAAACGAAAUACAAGCAUCAAAUGAAGACAAGCAGAAAGCUAGGGAUCUUAUGUUACCUGAAAAUUUCUAUAACUAUGUGAAUAAGGAACCAUGUCAGGGAUGCAGAGGGUGUGAUGAUUCUGAUAAAAUUCCAGUAUCAAACAAAGUGACAUCAAAAUCGAUAAAGCCAGAUCCUGUAACGACAACUCCUCUGAAGACGUCGUCUGCAUCCAAUUUUCAGAGUCCAGUUAAUUCUUUGUAUGGGACCCCUACAAAUCUCGACCGAACAAUUGAUACUACUGUUUUUAGAACACCGUUAGGAGCUAUUGGGUCAAAUACAACUACUGUUUUUGCUAGCUCUGCCAAUAAUAGUGUUGUUGAACAGGACUCGCCUGAUAAAGAAAAUACUUUGACUAACAGUUCAACUUCAGAAAACUCACAAACUCCGGCGACAAUUAUUAGUGGCAGUCAAGAUUCCUCCUCGUCGGUCAACCCACCAGCCACCAAGUCUUGGAUUUUGGCUCCACCAAAAUUAAGUGUACCGAAUACAGCAAAAGAGACUACUGAUAAAGAAGAGUCUAAAAGUUUGUUUGGUUCCACCAAUAAGACAUCUAUGUUUGGUGAUAAGAAAUCUGCAUCCUUUGAGAACAAAUCUAUAUUUGGCAGUGGUGGGGUUUCAACAAAUAAAUCAAUAUUUGGAUUUAAUCUACAAAACAAUAAGGGUGAUACACAAGCGUCUGAGAGUGGCUCCAUAUUUUCAUCUGACAAGCCCGUUAAUUUAUUCAGCAGCUCUUCAAGUGGAAGCAUAUUUGGGCCUGCAGCCUUAAAAUCUAACCAGUCGACUCCUCCAACAGGAUUUUUUUCUUCUGUGGGUACAUUCACCUUUGGAUCACAGAACAAAGAACCCAUUUUUAGUGCAAAGCCUGCAGAUGCUGCUGCUUCUGAAAAAAAUACUGUAAGUGACAAGGAUACUUCUCCCAGUGAAACUCACGAAUCAAAGAAGGAUACACUUAAAGAAGAAAAAAGCGUGUCCGAUAACGCUCCCGUCAAAGCUGACAAUGCUUUAUUUUCAGCAUUGUCAUCGAGUGGUCCUGGAUUUGAUCUCAAAAAACAAGCUAAUUUCCAGUGGGAAGGUGCUGGCCAACAACUUUUCUCAAGCAUGACUAAAAAAAGUGGUAAAUCUGGAAAUACAAAUGACGACUCUGGAGGCGGUGCGGAGGACGAGUAUGACCCUCAUUACGAACCGAUCGUGCCUCUACCCGACAAGAUCGUAGUCACGACGGGUGAAGAAGAUGAGGAAAAACUGUUCGGGGAACGCUGUAAACUUUACCGCUUCGAUGAAAAAACGAGAGAGUGGAAGGAGCGCGGUGUUGGAGAGAUGAAACUCUUAUAUCACCCUGAAAAGAAAAGCUACAGGUUACUGUUACGAAGAGAGCAGGUGCACAAAGCUGUGCUGAACAUGCUGCUGUUCAUGGAUCUGCAGCUACUGCCGACGAAGAACUCGGAGACCUCCUGGACGUGGGCGGGACGGAACUACGCUGAGAGCAGCGGAGAACAGGAGACGUUGGCUGCGAAGUUCAAGAAUGUGGCCAUCUCCACCGCCUUCCACAACAAGGUCGUGGAGUGUGUGAGGAAACUACAAGCUGCAGCAGCGGAAGCGAUAAGACAGGAGAAAGAUAAACAAGAAACGGAGACUAGCGAUGGAAUCACACCGUUACGACUGCCAAAACAUCUAAUGGAAACUUCGCGCGCAGACAGCACUUUGUUUGCCUCGUCAUCGCAAUCAUCAGAAAAAGAAGGAACCAGAAGAGAAAGUUCCCAAACGGAUAGCAAACAAAACGGCCAAGUAACCAGCUCGCAAGACGCUAAUGAGUCGUUGAAACAAGUUCACUUUGAAGAAGAUCAAGUGGACUACGACGAUUGUAAUUAUGACCAAGAGGACUAUAACGAACAUUCCGGGGGCUAUUAUAAUGAGGAUGAAGAGACAGCUAUGUAUUUCCCGUGCAAGGCGGUGGUGCGUCGUGGAGAUGAGAUCACUUCAUGUGAGGACACACACGUUCAGGUCUCCUUCGACCAAGACGUCUGCUCGCCCAAGGUCAUGGUCACGGACACCAACACCGGGGAAAUACUCGCUGACAUGCUCAUACACGCAGACACGGAAUUCCAGUUGACCGAGGAGUCGUGUUCGUGGACCGGCAUGGACUACACCAGUAACGUAUCGGUAGAGAAGACGGUCACCAUAACGUUCGCUGACUCCAACCUCGCUCUGGAGUUCUACGACCUGUGUGAGACUAGCAAAGCUUCGACGGACGCCUCAACAGAUCCCGAGUCAUAGACGUUAACUUAAGAUAUUAAUUGAUUAUGUUUUGUUUGUUUUUAUAUAUGAAAGUAGCAUUAUUUUCUCUUCUUUAGUCUCGCGGACUUAAAAUGUGUUUAUUAGAAUUUAUUUUAUGUUACCUCUAAAUACUAUUACACAUUAUUUGCCAUUUUUAAGAAAAAUAAACGUAUAUAACUUAGACCUUAGCAUAUUGUCAAUAGAAUGUAAAUGUAUCUUUAAAUCUAAAAAAGCAUCAUUGAUAUGUCUAUAACGAGAAGGGUGUUCAAAUUUCCUUAACUAUGCUCCAGGUCUGAGCAUGUUAAUUGAGAAUAUUCUUUCGUAAAAUUAAUACUUUUUUUGCUUUGUAUUGUGUAAAUGAUUAUUCAUUUGAUAUAGAGGCAGGCUGCAUUAUCUUUAUAUGCUUAUUGAGGGUCAGUGAAUGAACGAUUUAUAAGAGAAUUAAUAUUAAUUAACACUCACUGGCA